This is a messenger RNA of Drosophila subpulchrella, 769 nucleotides long. RefSeq names its product INO80 complex subunit C. The transcript has 2 exons. Lineage: Eukaryota; Metazoa; Arthropoda; Insecta; Diptera; Drosophilidae. The record is from RefSeq and is a predicted model, not a curated record. The coding region runs from base 17 to 352 and encodes 111 amino acids. Gene Ontology annotation, biological process: chromatin remodeling. Gene Ontology annotation, cellular component: Ino80 complex.
UCAAUUAAAGCAGGCCAUGGAAGCGAAUUCGAUGAAGCCCAAGCGAACUUUUAAGCGUCCCUUUGCAUUCCCGAAGAACUGUGUGUACCGUCCGUUGCGGCAGAUAAGCAACAUGGAGCGGAACCUGAAGCUGCCCGCCGAUAGGCCCACCUACUUCACGCUCAAUGCACCGCCCUCGCUGGUUCCGGCCAAAAAGUACUCGGACAUUAGUGGACUGCCCGCUCCGUACGCCGAUCCGCACACAAAGCUGCGUUUCGCCAACGCCGACGAGUACGCGUCCAUGCAGCACAUGCCUUCGGACAUCAUCAAUGGCUACCUCACGGUGCGCGGCUAUACGAGCGCCGUUGGAUAGUCACCUCGAUCUAUAUAGUAUACAUCCCGUUCCGCCCGAGGCCUCGCGAUCUUACUGCCAAUCACAAUAGCCAAUUACGGAGCUGCUGGCCUUUUACUUUUACUGGCAUUGCGUGCGAGGCUGUUGGAUUCCGAACAAUAUGCUGACUGCUUCCUGAUAGAACAACAACACAGGGAACAACAUACACGAUUACCAUAUAUGUAGAUAGCCCACCCAGAAAGAGAUGAUCUCUGUAGCCCCAAGCCUGUUGCGACCUCGAAACCCAUAGAUACUUGUAUUAUUACUAUCUAAUAUUUGACUGUAACAUUGGCUUUGAUAAGCCAGGUGAUAUGUAAACCUUGAGGCAUGAAAAUUGUCAAAACUAACACAUACAUACAUAGGAUCAUAAUGAGAAAAUAAAUAUUUUGACAUCCACUA